AUGUCAGCGGCAGAGGAAUCUCCAGCCCAGCGGGCGGCUCGCCUUCGCCGUGAGCGCCGCGAAGCUAAGAUUAAAGCAGAUGGCUCCGCGAGGCUUGACAAGAUCACCAGCCUCAGUGGACGGACACCUGCAAGCACAUUGAGAGAGGAUUCUCCCCCUUCGCUUUCCGAUUCAUCUCCAACUCCCGGACACCGCCCACAAACACUGUCGAAAUCAUCAUCUCCUUUACCUCCACCGCCCAAUGUUGAAGAUCAGGCCCCCGAAAAUCUCAAAGCGCAGGAAGAGUAUCUGCGAGCUUUUUUACGCUCACAACAGCCAUUGGACCAACCGUCUCCUACUCAAGAUCCAGCAAACUUACUAGGCAGCUUAUUCGGGGGAGGAUCAGGUGACAACGACACAUUCUCCGGAGAUGGACCAGCGUUUAAGCUAGCCGAUAUUGCCUCUGCCUUUGGUGUUCCCCCAUCCAUAUCCACGUUCUUCUUUAAUGGGGAUUCGCAACCUGCUUCGCCGGGGGAGCAGCGGAUUGCGUCUAUCUGGAAGCUUAUGCAUGUGGUGUUCUCUCUAGCAAUAGGCAUAUAUUUGCUCAGCCUGUUCCUGUCCUCAGUUUCGACGUACGGAACGAAUCCGCCGCCUCCCGCAACUGCGCAAAAUCCCUUUAUACUUUUUUUGACAGGGGAGGUUGUGCUGAGUGGGACUCGAGCUCUGACUAGUGCUACAGAAGGCCAACUCAGGAAUGCACGAGCUUGGAUACAAAUACUGGGGAAGCUGGUGCGGGAUGGGAGAAUUGCAGUAUUUGUCCUUGGUGCUGGAAUGUGGUUGCUUGGCGAGGAGGAAUUUGCAGUUAAGUCAUGA
Molecule: messenger RNA, 852 nt
Organism: Histoplasma mississippiense
Lineage: Eukaryota; Fungi; Ascomycota; Eurotiomycetes; Onygenales; Ajellomycetaceae
Exons: 2
Coding region: 1-852 (283 amino acids)
Biological process (GO): retrograde vesicle-mediated transport, Golgi to endoplasmic reticulum
Source: RefSeq, a predicted model, not a curated record